This is a messenger RNA of Xylaria bambusicola, 1503 nucleotides long. Its product is annotated as acetyl-CoA acetyltransferase. The transcript has 4 exons. Gene Ontology annotation, molecular function: acetyl-CoA C-acetyltransferase activity. Bases 107 to 1306 code for a protein of 399 amino acids. Gene Ontology annotation, biological process: ergosterol biosynthetic process; fatty acid beta-oxidation. The record is from RefSeq and is a predicted model, not a curated record. NCBI's taxonomy places the organism in Eukaryota, Fungi, Ascomycota, Sordariomycetes, Xylariales, Xylariaceae.
CUUCCACCGUCACCAUUGCCGCCUCUCUUGCUUCAUCUCUCCUUCUCUCCUUUAACGAUACCCAAUUCUAUACAGUAAUACCAAAUCUAGCAAACAAUUGGCCAACAUGUCCGGUCUUCCUCCCGUCUACAUCGUCUCCGCUGCCAGAACACCCGUCGGGUCGUUCCUUGGCACUCUUUCGAGCCUCAGCGCCACCCAGCUAGGUUCCACUGCCAUCAAGGCUGCUGUUGAGCGUGUUCCCCAGAUCAAGCCCGAAGAUGUUGAAGAGGUCUUCUUCGGCAAUGUCUUGUCAGCCAAUCUCGGCCAAGCCCCCGCUCGCCAGUGCGCCAUUGGUGCCGGCCUCUCCAACACUGUCCCCUGCACCGGUGUCAACAAGGUGUGCGCCUCGGGUAUGAAGGCUAUCAUCCUCGGUGCUCAGACCAUCAUAACCGGCAAUGCCUCAAUCGUUGUCGCCGGUGGCGCCGAGUCCAUGUCCAACACCCCUCACUACCUCCCCGUCCUACGCAACGGCGCCAAGUUCGGCGACCAGAGCCUCGUGGACGGUAUGUUGAAGGAUGGUCUUACCGACGCCUAUAAGAAGGAGCACAUGGGUCUCGCUGCUGAGCUCUGCAGCGACGACCACAGCAUCUCGCGCGAGGAGCAAGAUGCUUACGCGAUUGCGACCUACCAGCGCGCCCAGAAGGCCACCGCCGACGGCAUUUUCACCAAGGAGAUCGUCCCUGUCGAGGUCAGCGGCGGCCGUGGCAAGCCCCCGGUUCAGAUCACUACCGACGAGGAGGUCAAGAACCUUAACAUUGACAAGCUGAAGACUGUUAAGCCUGUCUUCAAGCCCAAGGACGGCUCUGUCACGGCAGCCAACGCUGCUCCUCUCAAUGACGGUGCGGCCGCCGUUGUGCUCAUGUCCGAGGCUAAGGUCAAGGAGCUCGGAGUGACCCCAAUUGCCAAGAUUCUCGGCUGGGGUGACGCCGCUCGUGAGCCCGAACGCUUCACAACCGCUCCGGCCCUUGCCAUCCCCAAGGCUCUCAAGCACGCCGGUAUCACAGACAAGGACGUUGACUUUUACGAGAUCAAUGAGGCCUUUUCCGUCGUAGCCCUCGCCAACAUGAAGCUUCUCAACUUGAGUGCGGACAAGGUUAACGUCUUCGGUGGCUCCGUCGCCAUCGGCCACCCUCUCGGCUGCUCUGGUGCUCGUAUCGUCACCACCCUCACCACCGUCCUGCGCGAGAAGAAGGCCAAGAUUGGCUGCGCCGGUAUUUGCAAUGGUGGCGGUGGUGCCAGCGCCAUUGUCAUCGAGAGCUUAGAAUGAAUUCCCACCUCCCACCUCUUACCAUCCCUACUAUAAAUCCACCCUAUCCUAUCUAUCCACCGCGCACCUAUACCCCACCACAGCGUCAUUGUUUUGGCUAGAUAAAAAGAACAGAGAUCGGUGCAUACACCAGAGCAUGAAACUACACAGGUUGGUAUAGAAGGAUGUAAAAAACCUCGACCAACCAGUCAGAGUCU